Molecule: messenger RNA, 2663 nt
Organism: Papaver somniferum (opium poppy)
Lineage: Eukaryota; Viridiplantae; Streptophyta; Magnoliopsida; Ranunculales; Papaveraceae
Product: BTB/POZ domain-containing protein At3g44820-like
Exons: 4
Coding region: 460-2352 (630 amino acids)
Molecular function (GO): protein binding
Source: RefSeq, a predicted model, not a curated record
CUCCAAAAAUGUCCCUUUUACCCACCAAAACUCACAAAUCUCUCUUUCUACUCUUCCUUCUUACAUUCCUUCUUCUUCUUCUCCUCUGGUCUAGCUAGUCUCCUUCUUCUUGCUUUUGAUUUUUCUCCUCUUCUUUUUCCGGCAAGUAUUCUUCCGGGAAUUUAAUACUUUCUUUCUUUAUUUAGCUUCUCUUUUUCUUUUGAUCAUCUUCUUCUUCUCCUACUUGCUGUUGAAUUAGCUGUAAAUAAAAGCUACCUACCACUACCUGAAUAUCUUUCUUUUUUUUCCUUCUUUUCUUCUUCCCCACCAUUUUUUCUCCAACAAUAAUUCCAACUUCCAUCAUUUGUUGGUCCUCCUAUCUCUUUUUUUCUCUUUAAUCUUUCUAUACAACUCACAAUUGAUUCAAACUAAUCAAAGGGGGGUUUCUAAUAUUUGGUUUGGUUUGGUUUGAUUUGAUUGAUGGCUCCUCCUCCGACUGCGACUAAAGUUUCUGAGUUCAAUCAAAAAGACAAUCACUGGUAUUGUAAUGCUGGUUUGGCUAGUGAUAUUACUAUCGAAAUCGACAAUGUGUUCUUCCAUUUACACAAGUUUCCUCUUAUGUCACGAUGUGGGAAGAUUGCAAGCAUAUUAGAAGAGUUUCAGAAUUCUCAAGCAGAGCCAUUCAGCACAGAAUUGGUCGAAUUUCCUGGUGGAUCAGAUACAUUUUUAAUUGUGGCCAAAUUCUGUUACGGGGUUCGGGUGGAGUUGACACCAAAAAAUAUUGUGAAGGUGUAUUGUGCAGCAGAUUAUCUUGAAAUGACAGAGGAGUAUGGGGAAGAUAACUUAUUGGUAAAGUCAGAGAGUUACUUCCACAAAACAGUACUUCCUAACUGGAAGGAUUGUGUUUUGUCCCUUCAGAGUUCUGAACCUGUUACUCCAAGAGCUGAAAAGCUCCAAAUAGUGAGCAAAUGUUUGAGUGCUCUGUCCAUGAUGGCUUGUACUGACCCAAGUUUAUUUGGAUGGCCGAUGAUGAUGUAUGGCAGCUUACAGAGCCCUGGAGGAAGUAUCUUGUGGAAUGGAAUUAACACAGGGGCAAGGAUAAGAAGCUCGGAAUCUGACUGGUGGUUUGAAGAUAUCUCAUCCCUCAGUGUGCCUUUGUUUGAAAGACUUGUUCAAACAAUGAAAUCAAGGGGUAUGAGGCCUGAGCAUUUAGCACGUGCAAUAAUGUACUAUGCAAGAAAAUAUCUACCAGGUCUUGGCCGUUGGCAAAGUGGUGAAGUUGGUAAAACUAGAACUGUUUUUAGCAUGACACCUGCUGUCGUUGAUCAAAGGGUACUACUUGAAAGCAUUGAAAGACUGCUCCCAGAGAAGAAGGGAAAAUCUUUUUGCCGUUUCUUAUUAGGGCUUCUACGUGUUUCAAUGAUACUUGAAAUUAGUCCAGAAUGCCGGGAGUCUCUGGAGAAGAGAAUAGGAAUGCAACUAGACAUGGCAUCUCUAGAUAGUCUUCUGAUCCCUAAUUAUUCAGACGCUGACACCUUGUAUAAUACUGAUUGUGUAGAGAGGAUAGUUACGCAUUUUUUGUCAUCAGAGCGGAACAUAUCAUUGUUUUCCCCAUCAUCACUUGAUUUAGAAGCAUCACCAUCAUCUGAAUCUUUAAGGAAGGUUGCGAAGUUGAUUGACGACUACAUUUCAGAGAUUGCUUCGGAUGUGAACCUGAAAUCUGAAAAGUUAUGCUCUCUUGCGGAGGCCCUUCCAGAUUCUUCAAGAUCUUUGCACGACGGGCUAUACAGAGCUGUAGAUAUCUAUUUCAAGGCGCAUCCUUGGCUUUCAGAUAAUGAUAAGGAGAAAAUCUGCAACAUACUUGAUUAUCAAAAGCUUUCCAUUGAUGCGUGUACCCAUGCGUCUCAAAAUGAACGCUUACCUCUCAGGGUCGUUCUUCAAGUCCUCUUCUUCGAACAGUUGCAGUUAAGAUCAGCCCUGGCUGGUUGCUUAAAUACCUUUGACACUGAAAGUGUCCCAGCUGGUCAAACCACCGCUGCCACUGACAUGGCAGGCCAAAUAAUUCAGAGAGAUGGAUGGGUCACAGUUGUCCGUGAAAAUCAGGCCCUGAAAGUAAAUCUCGAGAGCAUGAAAUCAAGAGUAGGAGAACUUGAACAAGAAUUCGGUAAAAUAAAACAAGAAAUGCAAAAAGUUGUCAAAUCACAUAGCUCCCUCAGUUCUCCACGUUUGCUGGCUAGGAAAAUUGGAUGCAAGCUUCUACAACAGCCUUCUGAUCAACAGUCAGAUACAGUUGAAAGUGUCGUCCGAAGCCCCAGAGCUUCAGUUGAGUUAGCUCGUCAAUCCAGGCAUCGGAAAACCUCCUCUCUUCAAUGAGGUCAACUGUAGAAAAUAUCGAAUUUUUGAUUAAUUACACAGUAAAAGAUGCAAAAUCCGGGAAGAACUGAAAAUUCAUCGCCUCUCCAAACUGCGAGAAAGUAUAGAAUUUUACUUUCUUCCUGUUCUGAUAUAAUCUUUUCGUUUCGUGUCCUCAUUUUUUUUUUUUGUUUUCAAGUAUAGCAGCUCACAUUCUGAAUAUACAGCUAUACAGAAUACACCAUUUUCUCUUACAGAACUUGCAGCAUAUAUUUAUUGUAACACAUCACUAAUGUACAUGAAAGAUCAUAGUGAAUUGCAUCUGUUUUUGG